AAUUGAAAACAACAAUUAGCGAUAAGACGCAACAAACGAACUUCCCAAUUCCAAUUCCAAUUUGAAUUGUGUAUUUGAAUUACAGCAAAAGAAGUGAGACGUUAACAAACGGCGCUGCCAACUCGCUCAAAACACGCAAGCGAUUAGUGCACAACUUAGCCGCUAGAGUGGCAAUAGAGCGCAUACAACUCUGCCUGAGCGUCAUAUUUUAUUUUAGCGCCAGGAGACGCGAACUGUUUUAAGGCUUUUAAAUAAAUGCUACAAUUGUUUAAACAAUGAGACGCAGCAUGGGUGCACCAAUGGCACGCGGCGCCAAUCGCAGCAAAGGUGCCAGCGCCCCGAAUCGACCAACAACCAAAGCACAGCAGCAACAAGACGUAGUCGCCGCUGCAAUUGAUGCCUUGGAUGAGGCGUUAAUAUUUGAUGAUGAAGAGGGCGGCACACGGAUCGGUGAUAUAUAUAUACCUCCACCGGUGCCCGCACACUGCUCGAUGGAGAGUGUCGGCCCCCGCUUAAUUAUCAAACGCAUUGUGAACUACAAUUUCAAGAGCUAUGCGGGCGAAGUGUCGCUGGGACCAUUUCAUCAUUCGUUCACGGCAAUCAUUGGUCCAAAUGGCAGUGGGAAGAGCAACGUCAUCGAUUCGAUGAUGUUCGUCUUUGGCUGCCGGGCGAAUCGUAUACGCUGCAAGAAACUCUCCACGCUCAUCCACAACUCAAAGUAUUUUCCCGAUCUCAAAAGUUGCUCGGUUGCCGUUCAUUUCGAGCUCGUCGUGGAUCAGCCCGAUGGCAUCUGCACCAAGCAACCGAAUUCGGAGUUUGUCGUCAGUCGCACUGCCAAUGCGGAUAACACAUCGUUCUAUCAGAUCGAUAAGCAGCGGGUGCAGCUGAAGGAUGUUGCCAAGCUGCUCAAAAAACAUCAUGUGGAUCUGGAGCACAAUCGUUUUCUCAUUCUGCAGGGCGAGGUCGAGUCCAUAUCGAUGAUGAAGCCCAUGGGUGCCGGGGAAAAUGAGACGGGCAUGUUGGAAUAUCUGGAGGAUAUUAUAGGUACACAACGCUAUAUUCGCCCGCUGCAGCAGAUAAAUCAGCGUGUGGAUCAACUGUCGGAUGACAGGAUAGAGAAACUAAAUCGCUGCAAGCUGGCGGAGCGAGAGAUGAAGGAUCUGGAGCAACCGUACAACGAGGCCGUCGAGUAUUUGCGCAUGGAGAACGAACAUACGCGCAACAUGAAUAUUAUAGCGCAGAAAUACAUCAGAAUCAAACAACAAUUACUGGAUGACUUAACCAAGAAGCACGAGACUUGCGCAGCGGAGUUGCAAAAGCAUGACGAGGGCACCAAUGCCCUCAAGAAGGAACGGGCCGAAAAGGAGCUCAUCAUUCGCAAGGAAAUUGAAGCCUACGAGGCGCUCAUCAAGCAGCGCGAGGCCAUCAAGAAGGAGCUGGUUGGUGCGGAUCGCAGCUAUACAGAAGUCCAAAGCGCCAUGGAGAACACAAAUAAACAGCGUAAAAAGGAUAAAGCGCAAAUCGAUAAGAAUGAAAAGGAACUAGAUGAGUUGCACAAGUUGCCGGCGAAAAACGAAAAGGAAAUCGAGGAAUGCGAACACAAAAUGGAACGCCUCGAGCAGGAGAAAGUCACACUGAGCGAGGAGCGCGAGAAACAAUUGACGCUGUUCAAUGAGAAAUCGGCGCCGCUGACCGAAAAGCGCCUCAAGUACAGCGAUGAGCUAAUUGGCCACAAGGAGGCAGCCAACGAGGCACGCGAGACGCUGCAUGUCCACGAGUCGAAGAUGAAGAUACUCAAACAGGUGGAAGUGACAGAGACGCGCAAAUAUCAGACACUAAAGAGCGCCUACGAGGAGGCCCAAGAAAGCCAACAGCAGAUGACCACAAAAUUGCAGGAGCUAAACGAAAAUAUGCCACAGCUCGAUGAAGAGAUUGCCAUUAAAACGGCCGAGAUUGAAAAGCUGACCAAGGACGAGCGCAACAUGAGCACUCAGCGCACCAAGCUGCGCGAAGAGAUCAAUGAGCGCUCGACAAAUAUGCAAGCGCAGCGCUCCAAUAAUAAUGUCCUCAACUUUCUGAUGCGCAUGAAGAUGGAGGGCAAAAUUCCGGGCAUUCUGGGCCGUCUCGGGGAUUUGGGUGGCAUUGAUGCUAAAUACGAUGUGGCCAUAUCCACCGCCUGUAGCCGACUCGACAAUAUUGUGACGGAUAAUUAUGACACGGCCACAGCUGCGAUUAAAGCACUCAAGGAGCACAAUGUGGGACGGGCCCAAUUUAUACCACUAAAUCGCAUGGAGCAUUUUAGGAGCAAAUCCUAUCCCAUUGAUACCCCGGAGAAUGUGCCGCGUCUGUACGAUCUGGUGCAGGUGGAGGAUGAGCGCGUGAAGACCGCCUUCUAUAUGGCCUUGCAGAAUACACUGGUGGCCAACGAUCUGGAGCAGGGAUCACGCAUUGCCUACGGCCAGCAGCGUUAUCGCGUCGUUACACUCAGUGGCGACAUCAUUGAGCAGGCCGGCACCAUGACCGGUGGUGGCAAUAAACCAUUGCGCGGCAAAAUGGGCACACAGGUGCGCACAAAGACCGCGGAAUCGGCGGACACGUCAAUGGUGUCACAGCAGGCGUUGCAGCAGAUGCAGGUGCAGGCGGAUGAGUUGCAGCAACGCAUUAGCUACUGCCAGGAGCAGCAGGGGCGACUCGAACACGAAAUUCAAACGCUGAAGGCGAAUCGCCAGCGCAGCGAAUCGGAACAGAAACGUUUGACGGUCAGCAUCAAGUCGCAUGGCCAACAAAUGGCGAGCAGUCUGAAGCAGUGCGAGGCACAGCGUCAACGUAUGCUCAGCCACACCACGGAUGAGGCUGCUGUUCGCGAAUUGGAGCUGCGCAUUGAGGAGACGCAGAAGCUGUUGACGGAUCGCCAGGCAACAGAGCAGUCGGUCGACGACAAGCUCAAGGAGAUUCAAGAUCAAUUCGAAGUGUUGCGCUCGGAUACAGUGAAACCAGUUGAAGCCAGACUCAAGAAGGUCACAACACAAAUUGAGAAGCUAUCGAGCCAUGUGCGUUCCCUGAAUGUUGCGCUGUCCACGGCGGAGCGCAACAUUGAACGUCUCAAGAACAACAAUGCAAAUCUGCAAGAAAAUAUCAAAACGGCUGAGGAUAAAUUGCGUGCGCUGAACGAGGAGCGUCAACAAUGUCAAGAGCGUAAGAAUGAGCUGGAGAAACAGGCCAGCGAAGCAGAAGAAGCCAUCGGCACAGCCAAAUCUCAAUCGUCGGAUGUGAAAAAGGAAAUCGAUGCAUUAAACAAACAGGAAAAUGAUCGCAACAUUAAACGACUCGAGCUCGAAACGAAUCUGCAAGCGGUUGCAAGCAGCGUGGACAAAGUAAAUGCGGAGAUACCAUACUGGAAGGAGCAACUGAAGCCGCUGAAGCUCAACGUGAUCCCAGGCGAUACGGAGCAAGAAUCAGCGGCACCACUGAAGACGCACACACCCGAGGAACUGGAGGCGUUGAAUCUUGCUGAAAUACAGUAUAAGCAAACGUCGCUCGAAGAGCAGCUGAAAACUAAACCCAAUUUGGGUUACAUUCAAGAGUUCAUGGAGAAGCAGCUUGUUUAUAUGGAUCGUGUCCGUUUUCUCGAGGACAUCAGCUCGAAGCGUAACGAGAUGCGCGACAAGUACGAGGAGGUGCGCAAACGUCGCUAUACCGAAUUCAUGGAGGGAUUCAAUAUCAUCACACGCAAACUGAAGGAAAUGUAUCGCAUGAUUACCCAAGGCGGUGAUGCUGAUCUCGAGCUUGUUGACUCCAUGGAUCCAUUUCAUGACGGCGUCCAGUUCACUGUUCGUCCGCCCAAGAAGAGCUGGAAAUACAUCUCGAAUUUGUCCGGUGGCGAGAAGACUCUCUCCUCAUUGGCCUUGGUGUUUGCUCUGCAUUAUUAUAAGCCAUCGCCGUUGUAUUUUAUGGAUGAGAUCGAUGCCGCUUUGGAUUUUAAGAAUGUCUCCAUUGUGGGUCACUAUAUUAAGUUACCAUUUCAGGAGCGCACCAAAAACGCCCAGUUCAUCAUUGUGUCGCUGCGUGUGAACAUGUUCGAGCUGUCCAACUAUCUGGUGGGCAUCUACAAGAUCAACGAUUGCACCGAUUCCUGCACCAUACUGAAUUACCCGAUAAAUCUAUUACUGCCAUCGGCUUCCCAGCUGCGCAAAACGUCAAUAAUGCCGAAAGAUAUGAUGAUCGGCACCUGUUUAAAUGGCGAUAUUCAAACGUUUCUGACGCAGCACAUGGAACUGUCGCGUCUGAUCUUUGCUCCUCCACUGGACAGCACGGCCAUGUCCAAGGCGGAUUAGGAGUAGGAUGAGAGGUGUCUAUCUGUUGCUGAUGUAUGGUUUCCACUUUCCAUCUAAAUCAUCUAUGAUAAUGAUUUAAAUUUACAUACAUAUAUAUAAAUGAAUAUCUUUAAUAACCAGUACAAAUCACAGUUAAAUGAAA
Messenger RNA from Drosophila grimshawi, 4476 nucleotides. It is a transcript of the gene glu, whose product is annotated as structural maintenance of chromosomes protein 4. NCBI's taxonomy places the organism in Eukaryota, Metazoa, Arthropoda, Insecta, Diptera, Drosophilidae. The coding region runs from base 276 to 4334 and encodes 1352 amino acids. The record is from RefSeq and is a predicted model, not a curated record. Gene Ontology annotation, cellular component: chromosome. The transcript has 5 exons. Gene Ontology annotation, molecular function: protein binding; ATP binding; ATP hydrolysis activity. Gene Ontology annotation, biological process: mitotic chromosome condensation.